AUGGUUUCACUUUCCUUUUCAGCUUCUCAUGAAGAUGAAGUGAGGAUCCUGGUUGUAGGAAUCAGAGCUUCUCACGAUGAUGAGGUGAGGAUCCUGAUGGUGGGAAGCCGAGGUCAGUCCAGAUUCAGCGCUGCAGAUCUUCUGUCAGGAAGGAAAGACGGUGGACAGGAGGACAGAGAGAUUGUAAAGACUCCAGUAAUUACAGACGAGGCUCGUAGAAUGAUGCUGGUCACUGGACCAAACCUCUGUGAGGAGGACACAGCGAGACAGACCUUCACAACAGCGCUGUUUCUCUCGUCUCCUGGACCUCACGCCGUUUUAAUGCUCCUGAAUCUGGUAGAUCAACAAUCACAACAGUGUGAUAUUGUGAAACGAGCCCAGGAGCUGCUGGGAGCAGAAGUCCUGCAGUACUGCAUUGUUCUUCUGCUCCAAAAUCACCAGGAACGUUUCACAGGAGCGUCCAGAGGGAUUGCUGGAGAAAUGAUCAACGCAUGUGGAGGAAGAUUUCACAUCAUAAGAGACUCUGAAGCAAAACCUGCUCAAAGAGCAGCUCUCGUAGCGGAAAUAGACAAGUUAGUUUGGCUCAAUAGUGACAAAUUUUACUUAGUAUUGAGACAAGAUACUCUUACCAGUCAAAAUGUAAAUGAAGAAAAUCCAGUCUUGCCUCUAAUAUAUGACACUUUCGGAGGAGUUGUUGGAAUUGUAGGAUGGAUUUUCUUCAUUGCACUGAAUGCUGCUGUUAUUUUCACUAAAGGAAAACAUGAACUUUGUAAUUUUGGAGCAAUAAUAUGCAUACUUGUUAUUUUCAUGGUCACAUUAAGAAAUAAUAUGAGUCCAAAUGUUGCUGUACCAAUAAAUUUGAUUCUAUCCUCAACAUUUACUAUUGCAGUUUCAUUAGCUUACUCACUUCUCAUGAAGAUGAAGUGA
This is a messenger RNA of Sinocyclocheilus rhinocerous, 927 nucleotides long. Its product is annotated as GTPase IMAP family member 6-like. The record is from RefSeq and is a predicted model, not a curated record. Gene Ontology annotation, molecular function: GTP binding. The coding region runs from base 1 to 927 and encodes 308 amino acids. The transcript is spliced from 4 exons. Lineage: Eukaryota; Metazoa; Chordata; Actinopteri; Cypriniformes; Cyprinidae.